CGCACGUAGAGUUUUGCUCUACACCAGGUUUCCUACCGCGACGGCAAAGAAUUCUGUCUAUCCCUCCCACGUGCGGUGAUUCUCAAAGGGCGUAGGCCGGCCGUUUGACCAUGUGCCUCCACGUGUGCGAUGUCUAUGUUGUGUUGGCCAGGUUGAGGCUGGGGAUGGGCAAGAGGCCGAGUAUUAAUUAUGCCCCGAAAUCCCAGCUCCUGGGUUGACAUGAAUGUCUGUCAAUUCUUGCCUCUGUAGCAGCCACUGCAACCAUGCAGUUUCCUUGGACGCUCACGUUAUGUUGUCUCGUUGCAGUGGUGUCUGGUCUUGUCGCCCGCCAGCCAAACGCAAACUCGACACUUCCAGGCUCGACGGCCCCGAUUCCAGGCUACAGUCUCUUCGUACCCUCGUGGGAGGUGGAGGUGCGGACAGGCGAGAGGGUUGUCCUCAAUGGCACCGUCCAUGAGGUCCACCACCAGCUCCUCAAGCUCAACCCCGACUGGGAGUCCUUUGCCGCUUCGCGAAGAAAGCGCAGCGUCCUCGAACGGCGUGGCCCUUCGCCAGACACGACAGAUCACAAAUGUGGUGGCCAUCCAAAGGGAAGCAAAUACUAUCCCAAAGUGCUCAAAGACACGGCAGAGAGCCUGUUUUGGACGGAUGGAGUCCCCAAGAGCGCCGCCGGGCCGCAAACUUGCGCUCGAAUCGGAUGCGAGCUCGAUACUGGCACAUGGUGGUGCAACCACGAUACCAAGGAGAAGUCGCUGGAAGCAUGGAGUAACGUCGCGAAUGUGGUGAAGAAGAUGUACCGUGAGAGGCUGUGUUGGCAAGAACGAGCAACAGAGGUCUCACAUCCGGACAAGUGGAGCGUUCUUGUGGCGGGAGAGGACGGCUUGAAGUGCUGAGCGUGUUGAGACAGUGAUGACAGCGAUGAUUGGGCGUUUUUGUACGACUUAUUUGUAUGGGUUCAGAAGAAUCUCUGGCAGGCACAGCGAUGACACUGAACGGCGUUCAUGAUAAUCUUCAAUAGUUUAAUGUUUCCCACCGCCCCAAUCUCUCGCGGGCCGACGCUGAGGUGGGAAGGCUAGCUGUGAAGUUGCACAUUGGCCCGGAUGCUAUCAGCCACGUGCAG
Molecule: messenger RNA, 1120 nt
Organism: Purpureocillium takamizusanense
Lineage: Eukaryota; Fungi; Ascomycota; Sordariomycetes; Hypocreales; Ophiocordycipitaceae
Exons: 3
Coding region: 264-893 (209 amino acids)
Source: RefSeq, a predicted model, not a curated record